CAAAGAAAAAGUCCAUUCGAAAACUAACUGACCGAAUGAUACGUCUGAUUUUGACACUUUUCAUCAAUCCCUUCAUUUUUUAGCAAAACAUUCAGUUGUUCUGCGAGAAAACGGCCGGCCCUUUCCUGUUCGACUGUAUCUUCUAUUUUUGUUUUAUUGUACUGACAAAGACAAUACUCUGCUGGAAUUGGAAGUGUCCGGCAGUUUCUUGGUCCACGCCAUUCUCGAAGCAAUGAGGAGCCUUUACUCAAAGGUUCCAUGUUUUUAUAUGACGUGUUUGUGAAGUUACUGGAUGGUUGCAGCUUCAGAAUAUCCAUGAAUGUGGCGUGUAAGUCAAAAGGAGUCACUAGUUCUCUCGACUUCUUCAUCAAUUGUUUGUGUAUUGAAGUAUUGCGGUAGCGCUUCGGAAGCGAAACGAUCAAGAAAGGAUUGCUCUUCUCGUAUCUGCCCAGUGGCACUAUAUCCAUUGCUUUGUCCCGAGGUCCAUGGUCCGCAAAGAAAAAUAGAAAAGCGUCGUUCAAGUAUUCAGUGUUCCGUUUAAAAAAGUCCAAGAACUGGUUAUCAGUAUGGUAGAUAGUUUUCAUGGUAUCGUGAGCCAAAUACACGGGCCAAACAUGGCAUAUUUUUGGUACGCCUUGACGCUUAUAACUAGAGAUAAGGUUGGUUUUUGAGUAAUAGCGGCCUGAGGCGAACGAUGAAGUUAGAAGCCGACCGAAAUAUGGAGAUCAGACCCUCCCUGAGAAUUAUCUUACCCUUGUAGCCGCUUUGCCGAUACUCUUCCAAUUCAUAUGAAUACUUAUCCAGAUAUUCAAUGCAUAUUUCUGUUUCAUUCCAGUCUGGUAUAAGAGGAGGUAGCCCGAAAAAUGCGCGACUUCCACCUUCUAUUGACUUACCGAAAAACAAUGGAAAGGCGUUUGGUUUGCUGUUAUGGGCCACUUUAUUGUAAAAUUCCAUUUGAACAGCUUGAAGCUCAGUUUUCAAAUAAGCAAGUGUUUCUGGCAGAGCACGUUUUGACAUGGCUGAUGAUACAGAAUCGAGAAUCAAAAUAUAG
Messenger RNA from Haemonchus placei, 1051 nucleotides. NCBI's taxonomy places the organism in Eukaryota, Metazoa, Nematoda, Chromadorea, Rhabditida, Trichostrongylidae. The record is from the annotation of a GenBank genome assembly.